This is a messenger RNA of Manihot esculenta (cassava), 1172 nucleotides long. Its product is annotated as 50S ribosomal protein L7/L12. Gene Ontology annotation, molecular function: structural constituent of ribosome. The transcript is spliced from 2 exons. Gene Ontology annotation, biological process: translation. The record is from RefSeq and is a predicted model, not a curated record. Gene Ontology annotation, cellular component: ribosome. Lineage: Eukaryota; Viridiplantae; Streptophyta; Magnoliopsida; Malpighiales; Euphorbiaceae. The coding region runs from base 204 to 770 and encodes 188 amino acids.
UCCGUCCCAUUUGCCAUUUUGGAAAGCUAAACCCUUUUUUUCAUGACUGAUGCUCUCCAUAUUUUCCCGGAAAAAGCCUCCUUCGUAGGGUUUGUCAAUGUGAAGUCAGUGACCCUCUUCCUCUACCUGUCGUAAUGAUCAUAUAGCAAUUCACGGUAUACUCAAAUCUAAAAUCAAAACCAAAAUCUGCUUUUUAAUUCCAAAUGAGAAAUUUGCGGUUCCUUUCUCCACAUUUAUCAAGAUUCCACAAAACACUCCUUCAAAACACUGUGCAAUCACUACCUAAGUCCUCUGUUUUCACCUGUCAGUAUACUUCCGCUUCUCAGGAUUCGAGCCCACCUGCCACAUCUGAUAAAGUAGCCGCCCUCGUCGAUGAAAUUUCCCAACUAACGCUUCUCGAGAUCUCUGAUCUCACCGAGGUACUUCGCAACAAGUUGGAUAUCAAGGAAAUGCCGGUAAUGGCGGUAAUGAUGCCUGGGAUGGGAUUUAGUGGCGUCAAGGGCGUCGCAAAGGGAGGAGCAGGUGCGGCGGCCAAGGGAGAGGAGAAGGUGGAGAAAACGGUGUUUGAUGUGAAGCUAGAAGGGUUUGAUGCGGCGGCUAAAAUCAAAGUGAUUAAGGAAGUCAGAGGAUUUACGGAUUUAGGAUUGAAGGAGGCAAAGGACUUGGUGGAGAAGGCUCCUACGCUCUUGAAGAAAGGAGUGACGAAAGAGGAGGCAGAGAAAAUUAUGGAGAAAAUGAAGGGGGUUGGCGCCAAAGUUACCAUGGAAUGAGGAAACUUCCUCCAAGGAUAAAAUAUUAAAGAAGUUAACGGCUUCACUGACAUGUCUUGUUGAAAUUAUGAGUUGCUGAUAUUGUUGCAUCGUGCUGGACAUCCUGGCAGACAAUAAAGACUGAAGCUGAUUUUCAGAAUGCAAAACGUUUAGGUUAGAAACUUUUUUUUUUCUUUGAAAUGGAAGAGGCAUACUCUGAGCUGUUAUCAGUAGUUUUCCCAAUUCUGAUGCCUUCAAUUUUCUGGUGGUUGGGAAUGCCCGUUGUAGAGUUGGUUCCUGAUGGUGAUUUUGUUUGUAUCAGUAUUGGAGACUCAAGGGCUAUCUACUUCGAAUCUUUGGUAGCCAUUAUUCUUAUAGUUAAAUGAGGAAGACCAGAUGUAUAAAUUCAUUUAGGCUUCUUGC